Entamoeba invadens IP1 is the source of this 543-nucleotide messenger RNA. RefSeq lists its product as hypothetical. NCBI's taxonomy places the organism in Eukaryota, Evosea, Mastigamoebida, Endamoebidae. The record is from RefSeq and is a predicted model, not a curated record. Bases 1 to 543 code for a protein of 180 amino acids. The transcript is spliced from 2 exons.
AUGACACAAGAAGUUAAAGAGACGUGUGAGAUGAAAUUCCGAGCUUACGACAGCGUGACAAACAGUGUUCGUGUAGUCACAGUUUUGUUUCCCACUCCGGAGGUUUUCACUGAAAAACUGAAUGAGGAACUUUUCCUAAGAAAUACACAGCCGAUCUCUAAAACAGAGUUUGACAAUCAACUCAAAAUAUAUUACGACGGCGUAAGGUCAAACGCUAGACUACAAUAUACUCAAAACGGUGAUAUCUCGCUCAAAAUAUCUGAUAAGAAGUAUGACCUCAUCCAGAAAGGUAACACUUAUACUGUCGUUAUUCCAAAGAAAUUGUAUGUAAGAGAUUCAAUUGAACAUGAAAAUCUCAUGUCCGCAUAUCAGAACGUUUUGAAAGAGCGCGAAAGGUUAGACAUAUUUAGAGGAGACCAGAUAAAGAUAUUUCCUGUAACACUUUCAAAAAGUUUUCUGGAGAGCGACGAAGAAGAACUUGAAAAUGAUGACCAAACUGAAAAAAGACUUCUUGACAUCAAGAAUGGGAAAGAUGAUGAUUGA